Molecule: messenger RNA, 2011 nt
Organism: Morus notabilis
Lineage: Eukaryota; Viridiplantae; Streptophyta; Magnoliopsida; Rosales; Moraceae
Product: protein NRT1/ PTR FAMILY 7.3
Exons: 5
Coding region: 1-1839 (612 amino acids)
Biological process (GO): transmembrane transport
Cellular component (GO): membrane
Molecular function (GO): transmembrane transporter activity
Source: RefSeq, a predicted model, not a curated record
AUGGCUCCGGAAGCAAGUUCUAAUGGGACUUCAGUACUUUGUAACAACUUCAAGAUGGUUGAGCUCAAUCAGUUGGAGAAUGGCCAAGAGAGACUUGAGAAUGCAUGCACAAAAGAUGGUUCACUUGAUCGCCAUGGAAAACCGGCUUUGAAAGGGAGGACCGGUGGAUGGAGAUGUGGAAUGUUGUUGUUAGUGAAUCAAGGACUGAUUACGUUGGCUUUUGCCGGGGUUGAAGUGAAUUUGGUUCUAUUCUCAAAGUCAGUUCUGAGGCACUCCAACGCAGAGGCAGCACAUACAUUUAGCACGUGGAUGGGAACUGUCUACUUAUUCUCUUUAAUGGGUGCAUUUCUUAGUGAUUCUUACUUGGGAAGAUAUAUAACUUGUGUCAUCUUUCAAGUUGUCUACAUAAUUGGAUUAAUAGUAUUGUCCAUGUCAGCCAACUUAUUUCUAAUAAGACCUCAUGGCUGCGGCAAAAUUGGCGAGGUAUGCGAGCCGCAUAAACCACUUGAAAGCGCAAUCUUCUAUAUGUCAAUAUACCUUAUUGCAUUGGGAAACGGAGCUUCUGAGCCUGCACUGGCUACGUUUGGCGCAGACCAAUUCGACGAGGAAGAUCAGAAGGAAAAACGGUCUAAGGCCUCAUUUUACAGCUACUUUUAUGUGGCUCUAAACCUUGGAAGCUUGGUCGCCGAGACGAUUUUGGUUUAUAUAGAGAACAUGGGGUAUUGGGUAGUGGCUUUUUGGACUUGUACUAUAUCGGCUGUUGUUGGGUAUGUAUUUCUAUUAAGCGGGACUUUGAGAUAUAGACACUUCAAGCCUUCUGGGAAUCCCAUCUCUAGAUUCUCUCAAGUAAUAGUGGCUUCCAUGAGGAAAUUAAGUCAAAAUCUGCCCUCAAAUGAGGAAGAGCUUUAUGAAGUCCAUGGAAAAGAGGGUGAAACAAAUGGUAUGAGGAGGAUUCUUCACACCCAAGGCUUCAAGUUUCUUGACCGGGCUGCAAUAAUCAUGCCGGAGGACAUGAAACUGAUAAGGAAUGAAGCACGAACUCCGAAUCCAUGGCAUCUUUGCACAGUUACUCAGGUUGAAGAGGUGAAGUGUGUAUUAAGGCUCUUACCGGUAUGGCUUUGCACCAUCUUCUCCUCUGUAGUGUUCAUCCAAAUGCUCUCUCUUUUCGUGGAACAAGGAGCCGCCAUGAACAGAACUGUCUCAAACUUUCACAUCCCUCCAGCAAGCAUGACAGUAUUCGACAUUGUCAGCACAUCCGUCUUCAUCAUGCUGUACGACAAGAUCAUCGUUCCUUUAUAUAUCAAACUAACAAAACGAGAGCCAAAGAUUCCAAGUCCGCUGCAAAGGAUCGGAAUUGGCCUGACCAUUGCAGUACUUGCCAUGAUAAUUGCCGGCAUAGUUGAGCAACAAAGGCUAAGAUACACAACCAACUUCGUCAGAAAAGAGAUAAGCUCUUUGAGCAUUUUAUGGCAGACACCACAGUACGUACUCGUGGGAGUUUCCGAAGCUUUCGUAUAUGUUGCACAAAUGGAGUUUUUCGCUUCACAAACACCCGACGGGUUGAAAAGCUUAGGAAUAGGCUUGUCCAUGUCUUCUUCAGCUAUGGGAAGUUAUGUUGCAAGCACAAUUCUAACAAUUGUGAUGAAGAUUACUUCAAAGAAUGGGAAGCCCGGUUGGGUUCCUCCUAAUCUGAAUGAUGGUCAUCUAGAUAGGUUUUUCUUUGUGUCAGCUGCUUUGGCUGCACUAAACUUUCUGCUGUACGUUGUAUGCGCUAAGCGCUACAAGUCCAUAUCGUUGGAGAAGCGAGACGGGGCAAGUGAAAAGGAGGUCACAAAUUGAGCCUUGAAUCUCGCAGCUUCUUGCUACUUCUUCACAGGGACUGGUUUUAAGGGUUUCUGAAAGUUCUGUCGCAGCAAACUCACAAGUAAAUUGAGGAUAUCAAUUUCCUUAGCCAGAAAUAGUCGAGAAUUAACAAAAGAAUGUUAUAGUUCAAAGAUGAGGCCUUUUCAUG